Molecule: messenger RNA, 8496 nt
Organism: Pelobates cultripes (western spadefoot toad)
Lineage: Eukaryota; Metazoa; Chordata; Amphibia; Anura; Pelobatidae
Source: the annotation of a GenBank genome assembly
GUUAAAAGAGCCCCCACUCUCUUCGUUCUCUCUUGCGCGUCUUUGCGCUGUGUUCCUAGUCCUGGGAACGUCGGCAGGGAGACAGCACCUUGCUCUCGCUAUGUAUCCUGUUCUUCUGGCUGUCCAGCUGCGUAGCGCGGGAUGCAGCUAGACCUGGCAGGACUGCGACACUGAGGAAGACUCCAGAGGAGAAUUGAAGUCAGGCCAGGAAGCUGGAGCUCCAUUCCGGAGCCUGUACAUUGAAGGGAGCAGGUGGAAAGCUAUGUGAAGUGGGUAAAGUCCUCUCCAAGCAGCAGAUAUCUCUGGAAACAGAGCCACCUGGGCAGAAGAGAUUGUUGGUCUUAUUCUUGUCAUUUUUAUUUUCUGCCAAUCAGCAGACCUGGGAGAAGGGUACUAGCAUAGCAGGACAUUGAGGUGCUUCUAGAUUGCUUCUGGAUCUCUAAGUCCCCCCAGCUCUCUGUCAGUACCCACACAGGUUCUAGAGAUGUGGGUCUUGGAGCUUUUGAUGGGGGUGUCAUGGCUGGCAGGGCUGGCCAGUGGUCAGAACGAGACCGAGCCCAUCCUGCUGGAGGGCAAGUGCCUGGUGGUUUGUGACUCCAACCCUACGUCUGACCCCACGGGUACCGCGCUGGGAAUCUCCGUGCGCUCCGGCAGUGCCAAGGCGGCUUUCUCAGCCAUCAGGAACACCAACCACGAACCUUCUGAGAUGAGCAAUAGAACUAUGAUCAUCUACUUUGAUCAUGUAAGUUACCAGUGGACCAUGGGAGCUGCUGCAGUGAGACCUGGGGGGAGUUAAAAAGGCAAAACAACUGCUAUUCUGAAACAUAAGGAUCAAUCACUAUGGAAACCGAUACAGUGUAUCUCAACAUUUAGUGAUUUGCCCCAUAAUAGCACAAGUUGUUCCUUGGCUCCCACUGAAGAGUGUAAGGUGUGAAUGCUGGUUUGAGAGGUGAAUGUGUGUAGAUAUGUGGGCAGUGAGUGUAGGAAUGACUGGCAAAGCAUCAUAUUAGAGUUGGCGAAGCCGAAGCAAAAAUUGUUCUAGAAAUAAGUUGUGUAGACAUAAAUCCAUGGUUGUGUUACCACAUGGUACAAUUUAGACACUCUCAUCUUUUCUGAUUUGUCCAUAAUAGAAUAAUACUGGUCAAGGAUUGGUCAUUGUUAUUACAUGCUAGUUUGUCUUUUGAACUUCAAAAUCAGUUUUUGUUUUAGAUAUGCACCACUGAUCAAGGCAAUAUAGAAUUACUGUAGAUUCUCCAGAAAAGAUGUGAGAAUUCAAACUCAUCUCAGCCAUUCAUUGUGAAGAGUAAAAAAUAUUGACAAUGAUUUUUGAUGAUUUUGUCAUCCUGCCAAGGACAAACAGUUAUAAAUCAGGCACCACUUAAUGUUUUGUGAUAACCUUUUUUUUAAAUGGCUUCAUAUGUUUGGAUACACUUUUAAAUUUUGUUUAAAAAUAACAAAACAUUAAUAAACGUGUAUGUAUGUGUGUGUGUGUAUAUAUAUAUAUAUAUAUAUAUAUAUAUAUAUAUAUAUAUAUAUAUAUAUAUAUAUAUAUAUAUAUAUAUAUACUCUAAAUACUAAAUUAUUUUUUUUAAAUAUUAAAUUAUUUUAAAAGUUAAUCCAAAAAUAUCAACUCAUUUGAAAAACUCAUCCAAAAAUAUUUAAUUGAGGCCUAAAUCCUCCUCUGUAAUUUUGCAUUCUCAAUAUAAUGUGCAAACAUAAGCAGAAUAAAUUAUUCUAAUUUUCAUGGAAAUCGUUUUUAUAUGAGGUGGUAAAAAAUGUUGAUAUUUGAAUUAUGUUUUGGGGCAAACACGAACAUAUAUGAAUAUUUCGCAGUUGGUUUGGGACCAGAAAUGUGUGUGUGUGUGUGUGUGUGUGUGUCUAUCAAUAUGGACGUGAUAUAGAGGGCAAUUGUGGGACAGUGGUAAAAUCAGUCAUCAGGGAUAUGUUAUUGGUUUCAAUGAUAACUGCUCAAAUUUAGCACUUUAUAACACAAUUGCUGGUUACGCACAUGACCCAUGAUAUCACUUAAUUUUUUUUUGCCAAUCACUGAUUGCCCACAAAUGAAAUUCAAAUGUCUAUGCUCUUCUACAGUGGAAUGUGUGUUCGUGAAUGCCACAGACAAGAUUAAGGGUUUGUUUUCAUUUAAUUGAGGCACUAAAAACAAGAAUUUAGAGAUACAGAUGGUUUAUUAGUGUAUGCAUUUAUUACUAUAUAUUUGUGAAUUAUUAUUAAGUACUCUCAAAAACCACAUACCUGCCAAAUUUAUAAUUCAACCAAGACUUCACAAAUAUAUUUGUUUUGUAUCACAAACAGCACUGAUACUGAAGCACUAAAAAGAAUUUAGAGAUACAGGUGGUUUAUUAGUGUAUGCAUUUAUUCCUAUAUCUUUGUAAAUUUUAUUGGCAAUCUUGAUCAUUUUGGCCAAUAGGCUAUACAUAUAAUCAACUGGGUGACUAACAGUAUGUACAAUUUGGAAACAUGCUGUUUUUGUAUUGUGAAUAAUAUUGUAAAGUGCUACGGAAUCUGUUGGCGCUAUAAAAUGGCAAUAAUAAUAAUAAUAAUAUGGACUGAAAAAGAUUGUGAAAAAAUCUUUUUGCAUCUUUUAAAAUCAUCCUUGUUUCUUAAGGGGAUAUCUAAAGAUUCAAUAUAUUAUAGUGAUCAUUGAUCAUUCUAUUAUUAUUAUAACAUUGAACUGUUGCUGACAAAGUUAAUGGUGAUAAAAUAUAUGCAUAGCAAUUCUAUCUCUGGAAUUUUAGAUGUAGUAAACUAUAUAAAUCAAAAACUGCCAUGCAAAACCACAUUUAUUAAGUGAUUUCCCUAUGCCAUGGUUGAUCCUAGAUAACCCACACAAUACUCUGCCUAGUUCUCUCCAAGAAUUAAUAUUCAUGCUUCUGUGUUGAAAAAUAAAUGGACAGGAUAAUGAAGUAUUCAGAAUCAUUAGGUGAACUCUUAUUGCAAAGUAGAGCAUAACAUUUUAUUUAUUUAUUUAUUUUUAUUUUUGUUAAAACACACUAACCCUUGAGAUAACUUAAAAAAAAAACACACAAGCAGAUCAUAAAAUUAAUAUAUCAUAAAAUACUAUUUUUAUGGUAAAUAAAGCGAAACUAAUCACGUUGUUAGUAGUUUACAAGUUCAAAAAGAAAGACCUGUUUUAUCUACAGGAAUACAAAAAAAUAUAUUAAGCUAUUAAUUGUAGAACUCUUUAACUGUACUUGAAUGUAUUUAAAUAUAUUUCCAGAUAGCGUUUGAGAUUUACAAAAUGUUAUGUCAGUUCAAUGAAAUACAGGUUUGUGUGAAACUCUUUCAGUUAGUUUUUGUGUAAUUUGAGUAAUUUUGUUGAAAAACUUUAAAAAUGAAUCCUCUAUCGCACCCAAACGUUUAACAAAUCAGUUUGUACUUCAUGCUAAACUGCAAUUCUGCUUCAUAAUGAAUAAAAGAAUUUUGUUUUUUCUUUUUUUAAUUUAGAUCUUGGUCAAUGUUGGAGGCAAUUUCGACUUAGAACGGAGCACAUUUAGUGCACCAAGAAAAGGGAUUUACAGUUUUAAUUUCCAUGUGGUGAAAGUGUAUAACCGGCAAACCAUUCAGGUUAGAUUGUGAAAGAUUUCCCUAUCCUUAUAUAUUUUACAUUAUGUUGUUUUCCUAUUUACACUAUAUGAGCCAACUAAAAUAUUUAGAUUUGUUUCAAAUGCAACAUACACAACAAACGUUCAAUCACAAAUGUUCAAACCUUUCUUCACAUUGAAGAGCUUACAUGUUAUGAAAUAUGCAUAGUGCUAUAGAAUGAACAGAGCCAUCCAUGUUCAUUCCAGUGUUCAAAUAUCAAAUUAUAAUUUAUAUAGCAAUCAGUUUAAUCCAUUUGGGGAUUGGACCGCCCCUGACUCCUAAAGGGUUAUUAACAAUUAUUGGGUCUGUUCACUAAACAACAAGUUAUGGUUACAUGAGGAUUUGCUCUGUAAAACCUCGGUCAGAAUAGGUCAAAUCUUAUCAUUUUUAAAUAAUUCAUUUGUAUAAAAUUUUUCUAAUGUCACCACAAACUGCUUUUUAGUAAAUAGGCCUCAUCAUAUCACUAACACUAUAUUCAGCAACCUGGUGUGAAAAUCAUGAAUCAUGAGCGAAAUAUUUUAUUGCUUUGUUGGAUCAUCAUCUUCACAUCAUCUACGUUGUGUUUGCAUCACAUUGACAGUUACGUUGUAUACUGUGACUUUUGUAAAAAAGCAAGUGCAUUUUUUUCCCUCCAAUUUAAUGUCUUAUUACUUCUACUAUCCUUCAUACAUAACCGUGCAAUUUAUGUAUCACACAUCUUUGUAUAUUUGUUUUAAAAUAAUAAAGUUAAAACAUGUUGGUGUGCUUUUUGAAAAAAAAAAAACCUGUUGUUUACAAUGCUACUUACCAAACAACCAAUUAACAUUCUUGCAUGUAUUUUUUUAUUAUUAUAUAUCAUUUGCUGAUAAUACUUGUUUUUAAAGUAUACUUUAAAGCUUGAUUGAUUGGUUGACAAAUUUUACUAUUUUAAAUAUUCUCUUGACAUAAACGUAUACAUAAAAUAACCUUUAUUUUAGGUUUAUAUUUACCAAAGCUGAUUGAUUGUUUCACUAAACAAUGAAUUAAAUGUAAUCACAAUUCUCUGUAACCUAUUGUUAAGUUGACGUACACAGCUCCAGCCAGUUGACAAAUUGUCAGUAAAGUUACAUUUACAUAGAAAAAUGUAACAGAUGAGGAGCCAUAUUGUUUCAUAUGUUUUGUGCUACGUAGAAAAUUCAGGGUCGUUUGCAAGAGGGUGCCAUUUUGUUUUUUAUGACUCAUACCACAAGACAUGGCCUGAAUUAUGUAGCUGUAUUGGUAGUGUGAAAAGUAGUGGGGGCGUAAUGACUCAAGUAGCAUUGUUAGACUCCGCAGAUGACCCACUCCCACAUAACCUUUACCUACCACGAUUCCAAAACACUUGCAGAUCUUGAGUUUGGGUUAACCAAUUACUUGUUGUGAUUUUUUUUUCCAGCAAAAUUGUUAAUUAAGCAAACAAAAAAAACACAACAACAUUAUAACAUUUUAUAUAUAUAUAUAUAUAUAUAUAUAUAUAUAUAUAUAUAUAUAUAUAUAUAUAUAUAUAUAUAUAUAUAUAUAUAUAUAUAUAUAUAUUAUCAACAUUUUACCUGCUUGCAAACUGCCCAAAUGAUGGUGCUCACAUGAACCAUUUCACAAUAUAUGAUCUAAUAUUGGUCUCUACUAUCUCUUCUUAAUUUUCUUUAUUUCAAAGCUUAUUGUAUAUUCAUCAGAAGUACAGCUAUAAUAGCAUUAUUUCCUAAAGUAAGUAUUCAAAAUGAAGCCCACAGUUAAGGCUAUAGUAGCAAAACUGAAAGCACACCUAUUUUUUUUCAUUUUCAGAUAAUUUGACCUUAAAUCUGAAAUUCACUUUGAAUUUAUACAUUAGUGAAAAACCCUGUGUGACAUAAUGUGCCGACUUAAAACAUACAAACAAUAAAAGUCGUCUGAGAAUUGUGUACAUGAAAAAAGGAUAUUUUGCAAUAUGUAUCAUCAAGGCCAAACUUGCAGAACUGUAAAAAAAUAAAAUAAAAAAAAUGUCCAGGUGUGCUGAAUUAGCGAUUUUCUUUUAAGUGCAGUUAUGCUAGCCUGACAUUUUAAUGUCAGUUUUUAGCUUGUGAAAUCUCCCCAUUUAUUGAAUAGUCCCAGGACACCUAACUGCUUGAAUACCAAAAUAACAUACACCUUUUUGCAACAUGCUGAACUGAGGAUAUUUUGGCAAUGAAGGAGUUCUAAAUAUAGAAAGUAAGAUUAUUUUGCAACCCUCUUGUGAAGAGGCUUGAAAACCAUGGUCCCUUAUAUUUUUUCAUACCGAACUUUGAAUUUAGUUUCUAGAAAACAAAAAUGUGCUUUAACUGCUCUGUAUAAUUAUCGUAAGAAUAAGUAAUUACUUCCCUUACAAUGUGUGAGUAACUUGUGCCUUUUUUUUAAAUUAGAUAGGUUCUUAGCAAAAUUCCAGUACGAUGCUUGCAUGUCAACACAAAUGGAUAGUUGAUUGGUUCUAAUAAUACAUACAAGGAAUAAAAAGCCUUCGCUAACAUCCCUAUGAUCAGUGGUUUUACAAAGUUGUGAUGCUGGGAUUUCUAAUUUUUGUUUUCCACUGAAACGUGAUUUGUGAAAUAUUAAAAAAAAAAGCAGCACUGUAAAAAUAAACAGAAAAAAACCCCAGUUGUAGAUUUUUAAUAAUCGGGCUGUUUGGCCUGAAGUUUGCAAUCCUCUUCCAAUUCUUGCCUAAUUAUUAAUUAAAAUAAGUACACAGAGAUAACAUCUUCACAAAUGGUGUUAUCUAUAUAUAAUGUUUGUUAUCUAAGGCUGUCUGUUAGCAGGCAUAGAUAAAAGCAAGUAAACUAGAAAUGAUUGUGCAUUAUUAGCAUUUAUAUACAACUAACAUAUUCAAAGCACUUUAUAAUUAUCGAAUGAGGAUAUUUGACUACAAAUAAUUGACAUACAGAAUAUUGACAGUGACAAGAGGGGAAAAAGGAUCUGCUCAAAUGAGCUUAUAUAUGAAACAAAUGUGCAAUCCUAUCUUACUAUCUUUUUGUGAGAGUAUUGUGAAAAAUCGUUUCUAUAAGACCUUCCUGUUAGUUUUAACCACUCUCAAUUUAGACGUUGCUUUCUAUAAUGCCUUUCUUAUUAUCUUUUAUACCUAUCCUACACAGAUAAAUACAUAUAUAUACAUACACAUACCAUGCAGCUUAGUAUCUCUUAAUCUGUCUGCUGGUAUGUCCAUUUCUCCAUUUUCUGUUGUUUUCUGGAUCUGCCUUUCAUAUGUUUUUUUUUUUUUCAGGAAAAAAUUUAAUAUGCAAUGUUGAUUACGUGCAAAAUUCACAUGGCUGUUUUUCUCCAGGUGAGCUUGAUGUUGAAUGGAUGGCCAGUUAUUUCAGCAUUUGCUGGUGACCAAGAUGUCACAAGAGAAGCCGCAAGCAAUGGAGUUCUUAUUCAGAUGGAGAAAGGGGACAGAGCCUACCUUAAACUGGAGAAGGGAAACCUGAUGGGUGGAUGGAAGUUUUCAACAUUUUCUGGAUUUCUGGUGUUUCCUCUAUAAAAUAACUUUGUCCUUCGGCAGCGAGUGACAUGGAAUGGAAAUGAAUUGCUAUUAACCCCAAAUAGCUGCACUUAGAGACCUCAACAGGACACUUUGUAUUUUGAAAUAUACAAGACCCUGCAUAUCUAAUUGUGUGUGCACCUGCUUUGGAAACUAUUUGUAAAGGAAAAGGAACUGGUGAGAUCCCUUCUCAUUUCAUUAGAAACAGCCAUGUUUUGUCUAUAUAUCACGUCAGGUUUAUUUAUUUAUUUUUUUCAUUGUAACGAACAUGUCCAUUUUCUUUAAAAAAAAAUAAAUAAAAAAAUUAAAUUUUUUUAAAAAAUAAAACAUUUCCUUCACUUGGAAAACCAAUAGAAGAUGCCAUACAACUAUCACGUAUAUUGGCUGCUUAAUUUCCAGUUAACACCAGGACUAUCUAAAGGCACAGUGAUGGAAUGGUGUAUAUCAAUAUUUCUCUGUAAUUCUGAGUGGUUGUGGAAAUAAAGGCUGCUAAUUGUCUGAUGCUUGUUUUGCUCUUGUUAAAUGUGGCCCAAUUCCAUGCGAUCAAGUAUAGCAAACUUUAAAUAUUAUACUCUGUACUAUAGGUGUGAAUGCUGGAAUGUCAUUUUGCUUCAAGCCAAUAAUCUCCAAGGCUUUUAUUUUUGUUAAAUAGAACAAGAAUUUGUAAUUCAAAUUAUCCUGUUUUUCCUAGUCAUAUGCCAAAUGAACAAUCCUGUGACUAUUUUAAAGAUGAUUAUGUAAAAUAUAAUUUAUUUGUUUUCAAAAUAGAUUAUUUUGGAUUUUUUCGUAAUUAUUUUGUAUUUUUGUUAAUGUUAGAAUUUAAGUCCAAGUCUUUCUCACCACAAAUGCACAAUUUACAUUUUAUGGAAAUGUAUCUGUGAUUUGGAAUAAACAUAUAGUAAACACACGUGUUUUAUGCAUAAAACAAGAGAUCUCAGUUGUUUGAAGGACCAGGAGUAGAAUCUGUUGAAACUUCGAUAUUGCAGGUUUUCUCCCUGGCAGACUGAACUCCACUGUCCUUCUUUUUGAGGCCCAUAGAAUGGAUAGCACACAUCUAUGAAUCAACUGGCAAUUCGGUUGAAAUCGGGGAACAUAUGCUAAAGAGCUUUGAGUGUCCUGGGGAAGAAAAGUGCUAAAUAAAAUCUAAAUGAUUAUUAUAUAUAUUCAUACACUAUACACACAGAUUGAACAUGUGUGAAAUUUAACAUGCUGAUGUGUGAAGAGUUUUUUUUAUGCAGAUGUUAUAUACAGAUGCUUAUGUCACUAUUUAUAAUUCCAUACUAAUUUAAUUGGUUUGCUGAUAUUAUUUUUAAUGUUCUUUCCAAAGUGUAAAUGCUAUAAUUUUGCAGUAAUCAGAGAUCAAUACUUUUAUGAAAAUGAUCAUGGAAGCAAUUUUGAUUGUACCUUCAAUU